Messenger RNA from Paramormyrops kingsleyae, 9103 nucleotides. Lineage: Eukaryota; Metazoa; Chordata; Actinopteri; Osteoglossiformes; Mormyridae. The record is from RefSeq and is a predicted model, not a curated record.
UCAUUUUACGCCUUUUUGUUACGGAAAACGUUACGUCCGCCAUUUUUUUUGAGGGAGAAGUAGUCAGCAAGAUGGCUGCUUCCAUCGAAAGAGCAUGAAUAGAACAUAUUUUAAGCCUUGGCUUCAUUCCGGCAUGCAGUCAGUGCUUACUAAUGUGUCGAUGUCAUUAAAUCGCUGACCAUAUCACACAAAUAUAAAACUGCUCUUUUGCACGAUGCGUAUAUGUAUCACUGAACCCUUAUACUGUUAACUGGCUGCAUGAUGCUAGCGAGUAGCACUUUGUAACAGCUUAGUUAGCUUGAAUUGUUGGUUUUCACCAUUUUUCAAAGACUGUUAGGUGGUUAGUAACGAGCGUAGCAGGAACGACCAUAAAUUCAUGAUAUUGCUUGAUAGUAUAUGACGGCACUUUGCAUUGGGAAAAUGUAUGCUAGCUAAGUAUCUUUGAACAACAGGGAGACCGCCCACUGUUAGCUAAGCCCUCUUGCUCUGAGAGGAGGGGAUUGUGUGUUGUGGAUUGUUUGGCAAUAUGGCGACUCCCAGACAGGCAUGAAAAUCGCCUUCUGCGGCAGCUAGCUAGGCUAGGCACCUAGUAAAAUUGAGUGGGUUGUUUUUGGAGCUGUUGAGUGCGCUGUAAACCCUUCACAUAACAUAACCGCCAAUCGUCAAUCUUAUUUGCAAUUUCAGUACGUGGCCGCUACGAUUUUUAAACAUCAGCGUACAAAUGAAGCCACGAAAGGUUUUGAAUUUUUUUACAUCAUUUAGCUCCGCCAUUUUUUAGCCUGGCGCAGGUUUGUUUGGUUGUUACAAGAUGGCGGCUCCCAUGGAGUGGCACUGCUUUGCUUCUGGUGGGCUCUAACUGAAUGAUAAAAUGAUCAGGCGGCUUUUUUGAAGACAAGAAAAAACAUAGACUUGGCUGACAGACAGUGGCACUAGAUGUUUAUGAUUCUAUCUACCAAUGAGCCUGGAUCCUACUUCUUCACUAGCCGGCUUUUUCUCUCUCUUGCAAAGCGUCUACUGCUGAAUAAAAUGGCGGCUUCCAUGGAUUUUACAUAUUCCUGAAUGGGAUUGGACGUAUUGAUAUUUACCACAUCAAGAUAGUACGCUGCACUAUUAUGCACAAAAACACUUUUAGCUACCUAGUAUCUGCGUUUUGUUUUUGCAUGGAGUAAAAGCGACAGCUGAAUUUGAUCUUAUUUUCUCUGGUUUUGUUGGUUCGCUACAGUGAAAUUUGCUCCUCAGGCUAGAUUGCUAAACUAGCUAACGGUAUCAUUCUUCUAAACGUCUAUUUGAAACCUUUUAGCACCGGAGUUUUUUUUUCUUUUUUUAAGCCGAAAUGUCUUCACCUGGUUCCACGGUGUCUGGGACCACUGGCUCGGUUCUGCAGCCACGGUGGAAGCGGGUGUUGGGCUGGUCUGGCCCCGUCCCUCGACCCCGACACGGCCACAGAGCUGUCGCUAUUAAGGAACUGAUGGUUGUUUUCGGGGGAGGCAAUGAAGGGAUCGUGGACGAGCUGCACGUCUAUAACACAGCCACAAACCAGUGGUUCAUACCAGCAGUGCGUGGUGACAUCCCACCAGGCUGCGCUGCUUAUGGAUUUGUGUGCGAUGGAACACGGCUGCUGGUGUUUGGAGGAAUGGUGGAAUAUGGCAAGUACAGCAACGAUCUCUAUGAGCUACAGGCCAGUCGUUGGGAGUGGAAAAAACUGAAGCCUAAAGCUCCCAAAAAUGGCCCCCCUCCAUGCCCCCGUCUUGGACACAGCUUCUCACUGGUGGGAAACAAGUGCUACCUUUUUGGUGGGCUGGCCAAUGACAGUGAGGAUCCCAAAAACAACAUUCCCAGGUAUCUGAAUGACCUGUAUAUUCUGGAGCUGCGGCCAGGCUCUAAUGUGGCCGGUUGGGACAUUCCCAUCACCUAUGGCGUGUUACCGCCUCCACGCGAGAGCCACACUGCUGUGGUCUACACAGACAGAAGCAACAAGAAGUCCCGAUUGGUCAUCUAUGGCGGCAUGAGCGGCUGCCGCCUGGGGGAUCUUUGGACCCUUGACAUAGACACACUCACCUGGAACAAGCCCUCAGUGAAUGGUACAGCCCCCCUGCCCCGCAGCUUGCACUCUGCCACCACCAUCACCAACAAAAUGUAUGUGUUUGGGGGCUGGGUGCCCCUGGUCAUGGACGACGUAAAGGUGGCCACACAUGAAAAGGAAUGGAAGUGCACUAACACACUGGCCUGCCUGAAUCUGGACUCUAUGUGCUGGGAGACUGUUUUGAUGGACACUCUUGAGGACAACAUUCCAAGGGCCCGCGCAGGACACUGUUCUGUCGCUAUCAACUCCCGGCUGUAUGUCUGGAGUGGCCGCGAUGGCUACCGCAAGGCCUGGAACAACCAGGUCUGCUGCAAAGACCUCUGGUACUUGGAAACUGAGAAGCCCCCGGCGCCAUCGCGUGUGCAGCUUGUCCGCGCUAACACCAACUCCCUGGAGGUGAGCUGGGGUCCCGUGUCCACGGCCGACACCUACCUGCUGCAGCUGCAGAAGUACGACAUCCCAGCUGCCGUGGCUGCCACGUCGCCGACCCUCAACCCCACGCCGUCUCUGCCCAGUAACUCCCCCAAGAGUCCAGCACCGGCCGCCGCCGCUCCCUCCUCACAGAACCUCCCGCUCACUGGCAUCACGCUCGUGCCUCAGGUGGCUUCGCCCACGAGCUCCAUGCCGGGCAGCCCCCUGGCCGCCUCCACGGCCCGUGGCCCUGCCAUCCUGAAGGUUGCGGCACCCCAUUCCAGUGCCGGAACUUCUAUUGUCACUGUGCGACCUGCCAGUCAGGCUGGUAAAUCUCCUGUCACUGUGACAUCGCUCCCCGCUGGUGUCCGCAUGGUUGUCCCUGCACAGAGCACUCAAGGAACGCCAAUUGGGAGCAGUCCCCAGAUGAGUGGCAUGGCCGCCCUCGCCGCAGCGGCGGCAGCCACCCAGAAGAUCCCGCCCUCCUCAGCACCCACCGUGCUUAAUGUGCCAGCCGGCACCACCAUUGUCAAAACGGUGGCGGUGACCCCGGGAUCUACCACACUGCCAGCCACGGUCAAAGUGGCCUCACCUGUCAUGGUGAGCAACCCCGCCACCCGGAUGCUGAAGACCGCCGCAGCUCAGGUUGGCACCUCUGCCGUCUCCACGCCCAACACACCCACGCGCCCAAUAAUCACCGUUCACAAGUCUGGAACUGUCACCGUCGCCCAGCAAGCCCAGGUCGUCACCACUGUGGUGGGUGGCGUCACCAAGACCAUCACUCUGGUGAAGAGCCCUCUCACCAUGGGAGGAGGUGGGACUCUGAUCUCUAACAUUGGAAAAGUGAUGUCCAUGGUGCAGGCAAAGCCAGUGCCGACCUCGGCUGUGACUGGUCAGGCUUCUACCAGCCCUGUGACCCAGAUCAUACAGACGAAGGGCCCUCUGCCAGCCGGGACCAUCCUCAAGCUGGUGACCUCAGCAGACGGCAAGCCCACUACCAUCAUCACCACCACGCAGGCCGGUGGUACUGGGAGCAAGCCCACCAUUCUGGGGAUCAGCAGCGUCUCCCCCACUACCACCACCAAGCCAGGCACCACCACCAUCAUUAAGACCAUUCCUAUGUCGGCCAUCAUGACCCAACCAGGCGCGACAGCAGGAGUAACUAGCAGCACUGGGAUCAAGUCACCCAUCACGAUUAUCACCACCAAGAUGAUGACUGCUGGCACUGGGACUCCUGGAAAGAUCAUCACUGCCAUGCCGAAGCUGGGAACUGGGCCUGGCCAGCAGGGGGUGACGCAGGUGGUUUUGAAGGGUCCUCCAGGGCAGCCAGGCACUAUUCUUCGAACUGUGCCGAUGGGUGGGGUCCGUCUUGUAACCCCGGUAACUGUAUCUGCUGUCAAGCCAACCGUAACCACACUUGUCGUCAAGGGAACGACUGGUGUGACAACUCUCGGGACAGUGACAGGCACGGUUUCCACUUCCCUAGCAGGCGGCAGUGUCGCUAGUGCCAAUUCAUCCCUUGCCACGCCCAUCACCACCCUAGGCACUAUUGCCACGCUGUCCAGCCAGGUCAUUAAUCCGGCUGCCAUCACUGUGUCCGCCGCCCAGACCAGCUUGACCUCAGCGACCCCACUGCCCACCCCGACCAUCACCAUGCAGUCAGUGAAUCAGCCGACCCAGGUAACCUUGAUAACUACACCUAGUGGGGUGGAGGCUCAGCCAGUGCAGGAGCUGCCUGUCUCCAUCCUGGCGUCCCCCACCUCUGAGCAGCCCAGUGCUGCUGAGGCUGGGGGGGAUAUGCCCGGUACCGUUACCCUGGUCUGUUCCAACCCCCCCUGUGAGACACAUGAGACUGGCACCACCAACACGGCCACCACUGCUUCUGCCAGCAUGGGUGCCAACCAGACUGGCACGGUGCAGAGGGUGUGCUCCAACCCCCCCUGUGAAACCCACGAGACGGGCACCACCAACACGGCCACCACUGCUUCUGCCAGCAUGGGUGCCACCCAGACUGGCACGGUGCAGAGGGUGUGCUCCAACCCCCCCUGUGAGACCCACGAGACGGGCACCACCAGCACGGCCACCACUGCUUCUGCCAGCAUGGGUGCCAACCAGACUGGCACGGUGCAGAGGGUGUGCUCCAACCCCCCCUGUGAGACCCACGAGACAGGCACCACCAACACGGCCACAACGGCCACAUCCAGCAUGGACACUGGAGAAAGCACAGCUCAGCAGAGUAGUGGGACAGCAGAAGGAGAUGAUGGCUCCAAUCCUGAGUCAUCUUCCUCUCCUGCACUGCUCUCUGAAGCAGCCAGUGCUACGGUAUCUCAGAGCCGGGCCAUCACAACCGUGACUCACGCCACUCCUGCACCCGGACCUUCAGUACCUACCAUCGCCUCCAUCACUGAGGCAUCCGGCAUUCCCUGUGAAGAGGCCUCGGGCGAGCCCGCCCCAGAGCAGCCACAGCCAGAGGAGGAAGCCCUGAUGGCCGAGCAGGCCCAGGAGGGGUCCUUAGAGGCCGCCGCUGCCGUCCCGGAGGAGGAAGGGGAGCCGAUGCAGACUGAGUGUCAGGCCGGGCUGGGCGAGGACGCCGUUGUCGGGGUGAUAUCCAUGGAAGAUGAGUCAGUAGGCGUGGCCGAGGCGGAGGCAGCCGCCGUGCUGCAGGCUGAAGUGGACCAGCUGCCAAUGGCCAUGGAGACUCAGCAGGGCCAGGAGGAGCAGGCAGAGCAGCUGGAGCCAGCGGCGGAGGAGGCGGGAGCCUCGGCGGAUGCGCAGACCCUGACCCUGCCCCAGGAGCUGAUGUCCGAAGGGCAGCCCACCACGCUAAUGGUGACGGGCCUCACCCCCGAGGAGCUAGCGGUGACCGCGGCCGCUGAAGCCGCUGCCCAGGCCGCAGCCACCGAGGAGGCCCAGGCGCUGGCCAUUCAGGCCGUUCUGCAGGCCGCGCAGCAGGCAGUCAUGAGUGAAGGGGACUCCAGCCAUGAUGGCCAGCAGACCACCACCAUCCCCAUUGUGCUGACGCAGCAGGAGCUGGCUGCCCUGGUCCAGCAGCAGCAGCAGCUACAGGAGGCACAGGCCCAGGCUCAAGCUCAGGCUCAAGCACAGGCUCAGGCUCAAGCACAGGCUCAGGCUCAAGCACAGGCUCAGGCUCAAGCACAGGCUCAGGCUCAAGCACAGGCUCAAGCUCAUGCUCAGGCUCAAGCACAGGCCCAGGCUCAAGCACAGGCCCAGGCCCAGGUCCAGGUCAUCGCAGUGAGCGCUCAGCAGCAGCAGCAGCUAAGUGCCCAGGCUGCUGCUCUGCCCACGGAGGGUCUGGCCCCCGCGGACAGCCUCAACGACCCGGCGUCUGAGAGCAACGGGCACAGCGACAUGGCAGCUGCAGUCUCCAGUGCAGUGGCCCGGCUGCUGCCCUGCACUCCAGCUGAGAGUCUGGCCCCCUCAAGCACCUUUGCACCUUCACAACCCCUGGUUGCGGCCAGUCCAGCUAAGAUCCAGGCAGCGACUGCACUGGCUGAGGUGGCCAAUGGCAUCGAGUCUGCAGCAGGGAAGCAGAGUCCCUCACCUGCCGUUGUGAAGGCCCCAGUGAAGAAGGAGAACCAGUGGUUUGAUGUUGGGAUUGUCAAGGUCACAAACAUGUUGGUCACCCACUACUUUGUGCCAGCAGAUGAUGCACCUGCUACCGAUGAUGAUUCGGGAGCUGUCCCGGAUUACAGCCAAAUGAAGAAGAUGGACCUUCAGCCCGGCACCGCAUACAAGUUCCGCGUCUCGGGCAUCAACGCCUGUGGCCGCGGGGCCUUUUCUGAGAUUUCCGCCUUUAAGACCUGCCUGCCAGGCUUCCCAGGAGCACCCUGUGCCAUCAAGAUAAGCAAGAGCCCAGAUGGUGCUCACCUGACCUGGGAGCCCCCCUCGGUGACGUCAGGAAAGAUCAUUGAGUACUCGGUGUACUUGGCCAUCCAGAGCACGCAGGCGGGAGAGCCCAAGGCCUCGGCCCCAGCACAGCUGGCGUUCAUGCGCGUUUACUGCGGCCCCAGCCCCGCGUGUCUCGUACAGACGUCCAGCCUCUCCAACGCCCACAUCGACUACACCACCAAGCCAGCAAUCAUCUUCCGCAUCGCUGCACGCAACGAGAAGGGCUACGGCCCAGCCACGCAGGUCCGGUGGCUGCAAGAGUCCAGUAAAGAUGCCGCUUCUGCUAAACCUGCCACGAAAAGGCCGGUCUCAUCUGACAUGAAAGGUGCUGGUCCAAAGAAGGCCAGGUCUGACCAGUGAGCUCGUAUCCCCGUCCUCUUCUUCCUGACCAGUAAUAAGAUUGAAGUCACCUUUUGAUCAUCCUCCACCAGGCCCCCUGCACCACACCCUUUACUGAAAUGAGACAGGACCACAUCACUGGGGUCAGACUACAGCGGGGAAAAAAAACACAAUAAAAUCUUUGGAAAAAAACGACCCAGUCACAGCUCGGUGGUGCCAUGAACGCCUUAUCUCAAUCUGUGUAUAUAUUUUUUAUUCCAUUAUUGAUGAUCCUACUUCAGUGAAACAAAAGAAAAGCACAUUUACUUUUCUGCUUUUUUUUCCUCUGGCAUCCUGCUAAACCGAAAAUGCAACAUUCAGGCAGGUAUUUAGUUGCUUUUUACCCAUUUUGUUGCCUCUCCUUCCCGCAUCUUUGUUUUAAAGAACAAUGAAUAGAAACAAUAACAACUCUCUGUAGUCCGUUAGCCUUUUUCAAAAAGCCAAUUUUAACUGGGAGAUUGUGACUAAAGAUUUAAGGAGGAUGUGUGGGACGUAAUCUUCAAGUGGUAUAUAGAUAAACCAGAAAACAGACGGCACUUGCUCUCAAAGGGGAUAAAAGCUUCAUCUUGAAAGGAGAUGUGGAUUGACGUGAACCCGGACUCACAUCCAAUCGUUCUUUUGCAUCACUGUGUGCUUGUACCUUACAGAAUGCAAAGUGCAGACUGGGGGUUGAUCUUAAGACAUGGAAGAGAAAUGAACUGUGGUGCUUUUGAGGAGAUGGACUUGGUCUAUGCUUAGACCUACAGUGUGAAGCAAAUCUUGUAAAAAAAAAAAAAAAAAAAAAAAAUUAAAAAGAAAAAGAGUGGAAAAAAAUCUAAAUUAGCAAGCAGUGAUGCAGAUGUUCUGCGUGUUUAUUUUUGUAUUUUUUUUAAGUACUUUUUCUGUGUGUUUCAGAGAGCAGUUUUAAAUCCCAUUCUUUCUUUUACUGUUUUGUUCCCCAAUGGUCUAUAUACUCCAUGUGUGUGUAGGAGCUGACAAGGCUGAACUGAAGGAGUCACAAAAUUAUAUAUAUAUAUAAUAUACUUUUUUUAAAAUCCUGGUUUGAUCCAUUGUUAGUCUUGUUGUAUACAAUGUAAUGGGGCAUAUGUUUAAUUCAUUUCAAAGAGGGCAAAAGACACGGAUCUGAAAACCCAGAGGGCGAGAUGAGAGUUCUUGUUUACUUUCAGAACAUUGCAAAAGUAUCCUAUUUGUGUGUAAACAAAUGAUAUGAAAGGACUCUCGCAGGAAAAAUCAUACACAUUCUCUCUUCCUUUCAUGCAGUUUCCCACUUGAUAAUGGCUUCAGUAGAGGAUUUUUUUUUUUUUUGGAUCUUUAAAAUUUUCUUACAUUUUUUGUCUCUUCCCAAAAUUCAUUAAAACAAUGACCUCUGGAAAUGCAGAAUGCAUGUAGGAGUUUCUCUUACAGGUAAUUAGAAGGGAUAAAGUUUAUCAAAAUGUUACCAGAAAGAUUUUUGGCAGUAUGAAAGGGGGAUUAAAAGAAGAUGUUUGACUUGGCCAGACUCUGGACUCGCUUGUAAAUUAGUUGCUUCAUAUAGCAAGAACAUUUUGGCUCUUUUAUAUACAGUUAUCUGUAAGACGUUUUUACAUGUUGGUCAUCUCGAUCGCUUUUGUCGACAUAAAACGCAGAAAUGUAUUCUCUCUCAGUUACGCCUAUCAUUUCUGAAUUUCGUUUCCAGUGUAGGUCAAUGUGUUGAGAGGGCAGUUUUGUCAUGAAUUAACUUUAUAAAAUAUCAGUAUUUGCUUUCACUGAUUUAUGAAUUUCUGCUAAAGUCAUUAAUAUAUAUAAUUUCUUUAUGGCUAAUUUGCAGUUUUCAAAUCCAGGAGCAGAGGAAAGGUGUUAUCUGUUAAUGCUUGUUGACAGUAAUUUAUCUUCAUCUUUAGAACCUCUCACCAUUGGCCAAUGAAAGUUAAUUCCACAGUUAGAAUCUACGUGUUUGUGCCCUUGUCUCUCAUCUCGUUUUUUUUGUGUCAUUCCAACUGAAAGUAGGGACUUGGAUUCAAGCAUAAAGUUAUGGUACUGACACCUGAACAUUUCUGAUUUAACUGAAGGAUGAAUAAAACCAUAAACAUAGGCCCAUUUUGUUCCUGUGCUGUGCUACAGAAGUGUCCUUUUUCCCCGACUUUGAAUGGUCAGUGUUUUUGCAGCUUGUCAGUCGUCAGCUAUGUAAUCCCUGCCCUGUAGUGUACAUAAGUUAAGUUGGCAGAGAUGUUAUCAAAUGUCAGAAAAAGUUUGGUUCUCGUGUGAAGGUAGUUUGUUUAAAAUGUGUCUGGUAUACGGAAUUUGUAUAAAUACAAUGGAUUAAUAAAAACAGCCAACACUGAA